Messenger RNA from Dichotomopilus funicola, 2100 nucleotides. Its product is annotated as Mis6-domain-containing protein. The record is from RefSeq and is a predicted model, not a curated record. Bases 1 to 2100 code for a protein of 699 amino acids. The transcript is spliced from 8 exons. NCBI's taxonomy places the organism in Eukaryota, Fungi, Ascomycota, Sordariomycetes, Sordariales, Chaetomiaceae. Gene Ontology annotation, biological process: CENP-A containing chromatin assembly; mitotic sister chromatid segregation. Gene Ontology annotation, cellular component: kinetochore; inner kinetochore.
AUGACAUCGCCGCCAAUCAACGAUGACCUCGAAGGUCUUAUCGGGGACCUCGAGGAAGCCUCAAAAUUGCCAGCAAAGCGGCGUCAGACCUCCAUCAAACCCACCGUCGAGGCUACGGCUUCACUCCUCUUCGAGAGGGGAGCCCUACCAGGAGAACUUGCGCGUCUCGUCGACCUCCUGACUAUUCGCAACCACCUCGACCAGGCUAGUUUGGGCGCCAUUGUGCGGAACCUGUAUCCAACAGGGAAGGUCGAUGAUGACGUCGUGUUACGUUUCGUCGCGGCCCUGGGCCAUGGCCAGCUGAAGGCUUCUUUUCCGUUGCAGGCUUUGUUUCUCCGGUGGCUGGUGAUGGUGUAUCACUUGAUCAAAAACCCGGCUAUUUUGUCACAAGUCUACGGGGUCCUGUUCAACCUUCUCGAUACCGCCGCUAUUAGGCCCCAGCUGUGUCAUCUCCUGGCACUGAUAACAAGGAGGAAGCAUGUGAGGCCGUUCCGGAUCCAGGGGAUACUCAGUCUGUCUCGACAGACAGGAGGCGACCCAAACCUGACUGGCCUCCUCCGAGUUUUCAAAAACUACUACCCGGAAAUUAUCGUCGGCGAUAUCACAAAGGGGCGAGCAUCAUCAUUCAAACACCCUGAUCCCCAAUGGCGAGAAAAAUUGGACGAGAUCCAACAGCGGCAAUUCAACGGUCAAUGUGACCCAGGCACGAGAAACGGGUUUGCGGUCAGUCAUACGCUUGGCCGGCAGAUGAAGGGGUUACACGUUUCAGUUCCAGCUGUCCGUACGCUGCAUGCUCAAGAGAACUCGGUGACCCUUGAAGAAAUUGACAACGCGGAGUCGUUCGUCAAGAACCUCGAAAGGAUCGAGCUGCCCACGCAGUUGGUGGCUGUCCUGGCAGAUCCACUGUUGCAGAAGUUCCUACUCCUGCGGCCGGAUGCCGAGGCGUCGUCCCGGGUUAGCAAUUGGCUGAUGGCAUGUUUGGGCGAUGUGUCUAGCGGUGACGCGGAUUCUGAGAUUUUUCUCGAAAUGGUGGAGGUGAUUAACAGCUAUGCAGUUGCUACAAAGACCCUCCCUCCCAUCUUGCUCACCUUUUUUGCCCAAUUUUUAAGCACAUGGAAUGGCUCGGAUAAAAGAGACAUCGUCUUGGAGACAUUGAGCUUUACCCCUAUGCUCGUGUUCGAAGAAUUGUAUGCGAUUCUUCAAGUAUUAGAAGGCGCGGUGCUAGACAACACCUCGAGCUCUCAACUCUCCCUUCUGAAAUUUUAUACGCUCCUUCUCCGGCGGUGGACCAUUGCCAUGAAGAGCACAGAUGAUCUGGACCCCCUUCCCAUGGCCACAGUUUCUCGGCUCAUCGACUAUGUCAACCAACUCACACUCACUUUGACCCAAACAUCACCCAGGGUCGGUACGUGCCUUGAUAUCCUCGAUUUUUACGAGGCUGCGGCUGCCGUCUUUUCCGAGACGCGUCUCCUCCAGCGCGUCGAGAUCAGUAUUCCGCCACCCUUACUUGUCUACCUCCUUUACUUUAGCCCGUCGUUGACCGUGGUGUCACGCCUCUGCGGCAUUCUCGCCGCCUACAAGCGGGCCUGGGAAGCCGUCAUGUCAUCGGCCGUCACGCGGCCUCUCACGCGCCGCGAGCGUGACCAAAUUAACGUUUUCAAUGGCUUCUUGAUGGACUUGUGCAACUGCAUAUGGCGGGGGCGCGCGUUUUCCACGACCGACGUCAAUGCACAAGGCUGCCGUGUGCCAACCGCAGUCCAGACAGCAUUGGACCGCUACGUGCGCACCGCGGCAAACUCGGACAGAGACCUAUCAUUAGCCGUGGCGUUCGGUCUGUCGCACUCGCCGCUGCUGUGCCAGCUAUCACUCGAGUAUAUACGAAGGCUGGAGGACGACCAGAUGGAGGAGCUGAGGGCCAGGCAUGCCGGCCCUGUGACACAGGCUUCGCUGGCCCGGCUGGCGAGCCGAGGCGGUCUGAAUCUGCCGUGGGCGGAUUAUAAGUCAGGGGUACUCACGCACCUAGAGGCCAAGGGGUUUCCUGGUAUCCCAGAGCUGAUGUACAAUACGAUGAAGAAUCUAAUGAGGGCACGGCAGCAAUGA